This is a messenger RNA of Volvox carteri f. nagariensis, 1023 nucleotides long. It is a transcript of the gene Arp7, whose product is annotated as actin-related protein Arp7. NCBI's taxonomy places the organism in Eukaryota, Viridiplantae, Chlorophyta, Chlorophyceae, Chlamydomonadales, Volvocaceae. Bases 1 to 1023 code for a protein of 340 amino acids. The transcript has 2 exons. The record is from RefSeq and is a predicted model, not a curated record. Gene Ontology annotation, cellular component: nucleus.
AUGACUGAGAGUGUGGCAGUGCUCGAUUAUGGAAGCCGCUGGCUAAAAGCUGGCUGGGCUUACAACUUUCCAACUGAUGAGGAGCCUCGCAUUAUGACGCCAAGCGCUGUAUAUGUUGAUCAGGAUGGUACAGCUGGCAAAACUGCAGAGCCCAGCAGUGCAUCAGAGUUGCACCACCCUAUACGCGCCGGCAAGAUCACAAAUUGGGACGAGUUUGAAUCGCUAGCUCAUUACACUCUGUACGAGCUACUGGGCUGGGAGCUUGGUAACGAGGGUAGUAUUAUGUUAUGCGAGCCCCUUUUGACUGGCCGACCAGAUCGCGAGACCAUGACACAGCUGAUGUUCGAGGUGUUUAAUGUCACGGGGCUGUUCUGCCAGGACCAGGCUGUGCUUUCCCUGUUCGCCUUUGGCCGCACCAACGGUCUUGUGGUUGACAUUGGCCACGACAAAGUCGACGUUGCGACGGUCACUGAAGGCCUGCAACUAAGCGAGGAGUCCGCCGAGGCGCUCAAAGAGCUAUGUAUUCGCUGCGCAGAUAGCGAAGCCGCCUUCAAUAGCGCCAUCACCUCACCCUCUCCUGAGACCUUCACCCUGCCGGACGGUCAGGCCUUCACUGUCCACAGUGAGGGCCUCCGUCUGGCUGAGGCCCUGUUCCAGCCCACAGCACUGCUCGGCGUCUUGGGACCAAACAUCGCGGAGGCCGCAGUCGACAGUGCCGCCUGCCUACUAGAACCGCUGCUUCGCAAGCUCAUGUACGAGAACAUUAUUCUGGUCGGCGGUGGCAGCGUUAUCCCGGGCAUCUCUGCACGCUUUAUCUCUGAGGUCCGCGCUCUUGUGCCCAUGUCCGCCAAUGCCGUUCUUUGCCCGGCGCCGGAGUACAUGCCUUCGCCCAGCGUCCCGCGCGAUGCUGCCUGGGUAGGCGGCGCUGUGCUUGCAAAAGUGGCCCAGAUCCAGAACCACUUUAUCGUCAAGGCGGACUAUGAAGAGGCAGGGCCCGGGGCCGUGCACCGCCGCUGCACUUGA